Molecule: messenger RNA, 1242 nt
Organism: Tetrapisispora phaffii CBS 4417
Lineage: Eukaryota; Fungi; Ascomycota; Saccharomycetes; Saccharomycetales; Saccharomycetaceae
Gene: NSE4
Product: Smc5-Smc6 complex subunit NSE4
Exons: 1
Coding region: 1-1242 (413 amino acids)
Biological process (GO): DNA repair
Cellular component (GO): Smc5-Smc6 complex; nucleus
Source: RefSeq, a predicted model, not a curated record
AUGUCCAAAAGAAGUCAAGACGAGCCAUUGACUGGCUCACAAAAUAAAAGAACUAAAACCAAUAUCGAAAAGGAGAAUAAUGCCACAACAGAGGAUGAUUACACAGUACUACAGGGAUACAAACAAUUAGAGGAAGAGAUGACUAAUGGCUUAGUCCGUGUUGCAAGAACUGGCGCUAUUAAUAUUGCAUUUGAAAACCUAGAGGCUGCUGAUAUAUUGUUUUCAAAAGUGAAAGGUACAAGAAACAAUGGUCUAUUGGCUCAUGAUGCAAAAGCUAUGGUGAAUAUCAGUAAAUUAGCGGAAUUGAGUGUGCGAAAUCUAAAAUUUGAUGAUACAAGAAGUUUGGUUAAUUUAGAUGACAUACUGAAAAGUAGCAAGAAGUACAUGCUAAAAGAUUAUUUUAAAGAGAAUGAUAUAAAAGCACCUGUUUUUGUUACUAAUACUAUGAUUGAUUUGGAAAAUGAAAAUGAAGACGAAGAUGAUAGUGAUAAUACACAGGAUAUAGGUCCGAACCAAAUACAUUCUCUUGGUAAUGACAGAACCGAUCAAUUCAGACAACAAGCAAUCAGGCAAAAGUAUUUGAAACAAUUUGCGAACUAUAAUGACUUCAUGCAGUUUAAUUGGUAUAAAUUGGGAGCUCUAUAUGAUAGCAUAUCCAAGAAACCUACGACAACUGGUCAUUUUGUAGGUCCAUUUUCGGUCAUACCCAAAGUUAGGGCAGUUCCAGAGAGAAAUAUUAACGAUAGUUUAUUAAAUGGACGUGUUGUAGCAACUACAGUUGAUAAAAUCACGUCUAGUUCACUGUCAGAAACUCAAGAUACAACCACACCAGAACAGGUUAUUAAAUGUUUUAAGAAAUUAAAGAAAAAGCUCCAGAGUAAGAGCAAUAACAACGAAAAUGAGAAUCCAGAAGGUUGUGACAAAGAUGGUGAGGUGAAUCGGAUUAAUUUGUUUAAGUUUGUCAUUAAUCCAAACUCCUUCAGUGCUACUAUCGAGAACUUAUUUUAUACAAGUUUUUUAAUUAAAGAAGGUAAGUUGAUAAUGGAGGAAGACAAAAAUGAUGGUCUUCCAUACCUUCUAAUCAAAGAACAUAAUCCGAAAGGUAAGAAGGAUAGUAAAAUACAAGAAAUCGAAGAAGGAAACAAAAGAGAACAUCAACAGCAUCAUAUUAUUUACCAACUUGAUAUGCCAACUUGGCGAAAACUAAUUGACACAUUUGAGAUAACUGAAAGUUUUCUAUAA